This is a messenger RNA of Spizellomyces punctatus DAOM BR117, 774 nucleotides long. RefSeq lists its product as uncharacterized. The coding region runs from base 1 to 774 and encodes 257 amino acids. Lineage: Eukaryota; Fungi; Chytridiomycota; Chytridiomycetes; Spizellomycetales; Spizellomycetaceae. The record is from RefSeq and is a predicted model, not a curated record. The transcript has 4 exons.
AUGAUACCGGUAGACACAUUGCCUCUCACCCACAAGCAGCUGGAGACAUACGCCCACGAAGGGAUCCUCUACAUUCCCAACUACUUCUCUCCAGAGGAAGUGUCUGUUCUGCGUGCUGCAACUGCCGAGGAGCUCCAACAGACUGGACGCUUCUCAUCUAAAGAAUCCCACGUUUCAAAAGUUGGCUGCACUUCCCAAAUUGGCUUCGGUUGCGGCGAACAUCCUCAAAGACGACGUCUAUGUUCACCAGGUCCCGAAGAUGAUUUUCUCCCAACGGCGAACGCCAUCAACUUUUUUAUUUAUCUGGACACUGUCGACGAAUUCAACGGCGCCCCGAUGUUUGUCCCUCUAUCUCAUAAAAUCACCGUCGAUUUGCCCGCGAACGAUCCAAGCGACAAGAUAACCGCGGCUUACAUGAGCUCAAUUACCGAAAAUCUAAAGUACACGAUCUCGAAGGACGUCCUUUCAGCGGCCGUCUCGGAAUAUGGCUUGGUCUUGGGACGAGGUCAACCUGGAGACGUUUGGCUGAUGCAUCCGCUUGUUUACCACGCAUCACCUGCCAAUCUAUCUCCGUUGGAUCGCAAAGUAGUCAUUGUCAGUUACAAUACGGUGCACAACAAGCCCCCAGUCGAAGGGACUCGGCCGUACUUUUUGGCGAGCAGGGAAUACACUCCCGUGCGCCCGUCAACAAACUGCCCGAGUUUGGUAGCGCAACGUCGAAGCCCGAAAGAGCCGCAGCCGACGGUGAUUGCCAGGGAAGGGCAAUUGCGAUAA